This is a messenger RNA of Phycomyces blakesleeanus NRRL 1555(-), 1232 nucleotides long. RefSeq lists its product as hypothetical. NCBI's taxonomy places the organism in Eukaryota, Fungi, Mucoromycota, Mucoromycetes, Mucorales, Phycomycetaceae. The transcript is spliced from 2 exons. Bases 39 to 1232 code for a protein of 397 amino acids. The record is from RefSeq and is a predicted model, not a curated record.
AUCCUCUUUAACUACUCAUCCUAAACUUCUUUCAUACAAUGGAAAAAUCAAACAGCUCUUAUAAUAGCUCUGAACAAGCAACUCAAAGCACUCAACAAGUACCUUCUACUGAGGGCGGGUUCUGGUCUCGGUUGACCUCGAUACCACUUGUGCAGGAGAGUCUGGGGAAGAUGCACCAUUAUGCAAACCAAACCACACUGAGCAGAUAUGCACUCCAGCAGGCAGAAACGACGCUCACAAGGGCCACGGAGAUCGCAUCCCCUUAUGCCAACCGUUACAAGAACCAGCUGGAGCGUGCUGAUGCUAUUGGAUGCAAGUCGCUUGACUUACUCGAUGGUGUACGUGAUCGGAUCGACUCGACCCUUAUCACAGUCACUGCACCAGUCAACAAGCAGAUCAUACACGCAGCCGACAAUAUCGAGUCUCUUGUAGACCGAUGGUUACCGCCACCAAAAAAAGCAUCUGAGCGGCAGCAAGAGCAGCCGUAUGCACCAGCCGAAUACCCACCCACACCACCGCAACAAAACAGUGAUAGUGAAGACGAAGAAGAAGAAGAGUAUGAUGAUGAAAGAGGCCGAGAAAGACGAUCAAGACAAAGACAAAGAGGAGAAUAUGAUGAUGCUGAAAAAGCCAGCCAGCGAUUCUAUCAACUUGCAAAUGACGUCUCCCAGCGUCUUGCUCAGCGCAUGCCAAGUUCGAGAGCCGACAUUGCCCGCCUGGCAGAGACCAGCCGGCUCUUGCAGGAAACCGCUGGCCAGAUCGCAAAGAUAAACGCUAGUCUCCAGACAUGGAUUCUGCACUCUCGCCAUCUGGCCGGUGAACGCGUCCAGGAAAUCACGCACCAGAUCAAGGGAAACUACGGACAGACGAUCACUCAGGAACGCAUCCAUGACCUAACUGUUGAACUUGUCCAUCGCCUCGACCAUGCCUCUGAAUACAUCAAGGAACAAAGCGUACGCCUGCCUACAUUUAUGCAAUCCCGCCUCGACCCACUCCUUGGCUUUGCUACUCAUGAAUAUGGUAUUAUCCGUGCCGAAGCAAUCCGUUCCGACCUGCCUCCCCUCCAGAAAGCCACAAACAUCGUCAACCUCACCCAGGCCUUUGUCUUGCCCGUCCUCCAGACUUCGAUCGACAGCUUCCAGGAACAGGUCCGCUACUACACUGUCUAUGCAUCAACAUCCAAAGAUAAGGUUGUAAAUGACAUCAAGGCAACCAUUGGAAUUGUGGCAUAA